This is a messenger RNA of Hymenoscyphus albidus, 701 nucleotides long. The record is from the annotation of a GenBank genome assembly. NCBI's taxonomy places the organism in Eukaryota, Fungi, Ascomycota, Leotiomycetes, Helotiales, Helotiaceae.
CUUCAAAGAAUCGACAACAGAAACAUCUGAUAUCCAUAUCUAACAUCACCAAAUUCUGCCUCAUCUUCUCGAAAGAUACUUAAUUGGAUAGCUUGCGUUCUAUUCAGACAUCUAAUUCGCCCAAAAAGCAUGCCUCUCUCCUGAAGUCUCCCUUGGCCCGAAAUCAAAGCGGACACGGCAUCAACGAAAACAGCAGUCGAUUGCGGAGACUCGAGUGAUUGAAAACGUGCUACCAGAGACAUGAGUCAACCUAGAACAGACCCUAAAGCUCGUGUAAGUACAAAAACCACAAUAGACAUCCAUAUCAUCAUCUUUAAAACGACUUCUGCUCACGUGAUAACCCCUAGAACAAUGACGAACCACAACAAAAUCCUUUGAUUCCAGACGAAGAAAAUGGCCCGAGCUAUGGCUCAAUCAAUAGUUCUAAUUCUAAAUUCAGACCCAAGCGGUGGAGCACAUGGGCCAGUAUUCCCGAUACUGAAACGGAUGAAGAAGAGAUCAGGUUCAGGAAGAUUUGGGAUUAUGCCAAGCCUAUUUUUAUAGUGGUAUUUCUUGGGGUGCUGUUCGCUGUGUUUAUGGCUUAUGAGACAGGUCAUGGACCUGGCUAUGGAGAACAUCCACCAGAGAAGAAGGGGAACUAAUCUGGGGAUGAGAAGCCCAGAACUUGCGCGCAGGAAAUCUUUGUGGGGCCUUUCACUGAA